Molecule: messenger RNA, 1121 nt
Organism: Vitis riparia (riverbank grape)
Lineage: Eukaryota; Viridiplantae; Streptophyta; Magnoliopsida; Vitales; Vitaceae
Product: polyadenylate-binding protein 1
Exons: 6
Coding region: 69-743 (224 amino acids)
Molecular function (GO): RNA binding
Source: RefSeq, a predicted model, not a curated record
CACACAUCCUCCGAUCUCCGCAGACCCGACCCCCACAGAGAGAGACGGAGAGAGGGAGAUAGAGAGAGAUGGACAUGGAGCAGCAGGAGCACGAACACGAAGUCUACGGAGGAGAAAUCCCCGACGAGGGAGAGAUGGAUGCCGAUGCUGAAGAUGUCGACAUGGUCUCUAGGCCCGAAGAUGAUUCGGACCCUAACUCCAAGAACAUUGAGGAUAUGAGGAAGAGGCUCAAGGAGAUUGAGGAAGAAGCUGGUGCUCUUCGUGAAAUGCAGGCUAAAGUUGAGAAGGAGAUGGGUGCAGUUCAAGAUUCCUCUAGUGCUUCUGCAACUCAGGCUGAAAAGGAGGAGGUGGAUUCCCGAUCCAUAUAUGUUGGUAAUGUAGACUAUGCAUGUACUCCUGAAGAAGUGCAGCAGCAUUUUCAAUCCUGUGGUACAGUGAACAGAGUGACAAUUUUGACCGACAAGUUUGGUCAACCAAAAGGAUUUGCUUAUGUGGAGUUUGUUGAGAUAGAUGCUGUUCAGAAUGCCCUUCUUUUAAAUGAAUCAGAAUUGCAUGGUCGCCAGUUGAAGGUAUCUGCUAAGAGAACUAACAUUCCUGGAAUGAAACAGUAUCGAGGAAGGCGACCCAAUCCUUUUGGAUUUCGUGGACGAAGGCCCUUCAUGCCUGGGCCUCCUUUCUAUCCUCCAUAUGGUUAUGGAAGGGUUCCAAGGUUCAGGCGCCCCAUGCGGUACAGGCCAUACUGAUAUGGCAGUAGGGGAAAGGAAAUGGGUAUGGCCUCUAGUGUGGAGCAAUCAAUGGCUGUAUUGGCUUGUAACGUUGACACCAAUAUCCCCUGCAAUCUGGAGAGAGGGUAGGGGGAGGAAUGAGCUUGUAUCAUCAUUUUAAUGCCGAAGGCCUUCACGAUUUUUCUCAGAAUUUGUUGGUAGCAGGAGUGAUGAAUUUAUGCUAUUUAAUUGCAUGCUUUUUUAACUUUGGAGGAGCCCUUUGUUUUAGACUUCUAGCUGGAAUGACUUGAAGUAUUUGUUGUUCGUCUCCUGUAGUUUUAGAUUGGUAAUUUUGAAGUCUCUAUGCUUAGAUUCUGGAGUCAAGCAUUAUAAAAGCCCUAAAGCUGUUCCCUUUUA